Thyridium curvatum is the source of this 1020-nucleotide messenger RNA. RefSeq lists its product as uncharacterized. Gene Ontology annotation, molecular function: protein binding. NCBI's taxonomy places the organism in Eukaryota, Fungi, Ascomycota, Sordariomycetes, Thyridiales, Thyridiaceae. The record is from RefSeq and is a predicted model, not a curated record. The transcript is spliced from 3 exons. The coding region runs from base 1 to 1020 and encodes 339 amino acids.
AUGUCGAGCAGACAGCUUAGCGACACCAAAAAUGCCCUGGUAUCGAAUCCAGAGGCGCUCUCAGACCCCGACUACUCAGAUGACGAGAAUGUCCUGCCUGGCGAGGAGAUCGCUGCGGAUGACGACUUGCUCGACGGCGAAGACUCGGACACGGACGAAAUCAUCUGCACCCACUCUCGGGUGCACUCCAUUCCCGCCCUGAAGCUGGAACGCUUCAAGAAGGUUCUACGCAUCUGUCUACGACAGAACGCUAUCCAGCGGAUCGAGGGUCUAUCGUCUCUGGGCGAAACGCUCCAGGAACUUGACUUUUACGACAAUCUCAUCUCACACAUCCACGGGCUCGAUGAGCUUACCAAGCUCACGUCUCUGGACCUGAGCUUCAACAAGAUCCGCCACAUCAAACACAUCAAUCAUCUCACGGAGCUCACGGACCUCUACUUCGUCUCCAACAAGAUCGGCCACAUCGAGAACUUGGAUGGGCUCAACAAGUUGCGCAUGCUCGAGCUCGGCUCGAACCGCAUCCGCGUUAUCGAAAACCUCGAUUCCCUCAAAGCCCUGGAGGAGCUUUGGUUGGCCAAGAACAAGAUCACCGAGCUCACUGGCCUCGGUGGCCUGCCCAAGCUUCGUCUGCUCAGUAUCCAGUCCAACCGCAUCCGCGACUUGUCACCCCUGAGCGAGGUUCCGCAGCUCGAGGAGCUAUACAUAUCGCACAACGCGCUCGAGAACGUCUUGGGACUGGAGAAGAACACGAAUCUCCGCAUUCUCGAGAUCUCAAACAACAAGAUCACGAGUAUCAAGGGCCUGAAGCCGCUCGUGCACCUUGAAGAAGUCUGGGCAAGCUACAACCAGAUCUCCGACUUCAUGGAGAUGCAGGAAGAGCUGGCGGACAAGAAGGAGCUCACGACGGUCUAUUUCGAGGGCAACCCGGUCCAGCUACGGGGCCCGGCCCUGUACAGGAACAAGGUGCGGCUGGCUCUGCCGCAGGUGCAGCAGAUUGAUGCGACGUUUGUCCGCACUUGA